AUGAGCGUGCCCUGGUCUGUCGAAUAUAACAAGACAAAGUUUUGUUUCAUACUCGAGAAAAAAGCCAACGUCGUGCUUGUUCUGUCGCAAUUGGACGACCGUUAUUUUGCCGGCCUUGCAGGCCAGUAUGAGUUCGAGCUUUCAUUUCGGGUGCACAGGGCCGGCGAAGAAGAUUAUAUUGUUCGAUCUCAUGGCGGCUAUUCGAUGCGCCGAUCCGUGACUGCAGAACUGGAACUCGAAGCCGGGGAGUAUCAUGUCCUUGUGAAAAUAGAGGCCACACGUAACACUAAUGCCUCUCCCGUUGAAGAUGUAGUUCGCAAUAAUGUAAAGGAGAGACGGGAUAAGCUGUUGAGAAUUGGUCUAGCAUAUGACUUAGCGCAUGCGAAGGGAGAAAUCAAGGAGACCGAAGAGGAAAAGAAAGGACGCAAGAAGGCCGCGGCUAUUAACAAGGCUAAAGAGAAGAAAACGAUGAGAGAAAAGCUAGAGCAGGAGAAAAAGAAGAGCCUGAAAAUGGAACAAUGGGCUCCUUGCUCUUCUGAGUUGGGACCUGUGUCAUGCCAGGAUAGGGGGCAGAAGAUGAAGCAAGGACACUAUAUACUGACAUUGCCCCUCGACAGAACUCACAACGACAACAAGGAGAAACGGAAGCUGCGAGCUGCUGACUUAAAGAGGAAGGAAAAGGCUAAAGCCAAGGCCGAAAAGCUGGCUGCUGCGAAUAAAGAGAAGACGCAGAAAGAUACUUCUAAACCAGAAGCGAAAGCAAAGGCUGUUAAAGAGACAAAGUCUAACCAGAAGACAGAAGCCAGACCAGCCGAGCCAGAGGCAACCACUGUUGAGAGAGAAGAGCCAGUCGCCAAUGGACCUGCAAAUGAGCAAGCAUCCGGAAAGUCAGAGACAGCUAUUGCCGCUCAUGUGACUGGCGAAGCGACUGAGAAGAACGAAAACGAGCCUCCUUCCAUCGAUUUCACCGAGAAGUCCGAGGACACCAACGCGGCAGCUUCAAAGACGUUAGAAAUUCCCAUUAUUAGUGCAAGGGCCUCUGUAGCACCGUCUAUCUCGGGGUUUGAUUCCGAUGGCGAAUCAGACAUCGUCUCGGUAAUCUCAGAUAUUUCAUCUGGGGUCGUCUCAGACGCGAUUGCUGAAGCCAGCAAACUGGUGGCCGAGGCAGCCAAUGUCGCUCCUCCACCGCCGAACUCGGAUGACGAGGAUGAGUUUGAAAGGGACCCUUGGAACGCCAUUGCCGUGGUCGGGCUGCGAGUCUACAGCAAGGAUAGUGGGGUAAGCGUCAAGGUAAUUCGGCCAAGGGAUUGGGAGCAUGUGGAAGGCAAAGGGGAGGCUAAGCUGGAUGUGGAUGAUUCUGCUGCUGAUGCUACGAAGGAUAUUGAGUUGAAGGGUGGAGCGCAGGAGGAGAGUAAGAAGUAA
Messenger RNA from Lachnellula hyalina, 1422 nucleotides. RefSeq lists its product as uncharacterized. Bases 1 to 1422 code for a protein of 473 amino acids. The record is from RefSeq and is a predicted model, not a curated record. The transcript is spliced from 4 exons. NCBI's taxonomy places the organism in Eukaryota, Fungi, Ascomycota, Leotiomycetes, Helotiales, Lachnaceae.